Messenger RNA from Styela clava, 1478 nucleotides. RefSeq lists its product as uncharacterized. Lineage: Eukaryota; Metazoa; Chordata; Ascidiacea; Stolidobranchia; Styelidae. The record is from RefSeq and is a predicted model, not a curated record.
GAUUGAUGGCAGUUCGUCCCAGCAGAAGGCUGUUAUGAACGUUUAGGCUGAAAAUAUGGGAGGCAAGCUGGGCAGACUAAGCUGUGUAAAGGCGAAUGACAGUAAUAUUCGGCAGCCUAAUAAGAAAAAUAAGCCGAAAAGAUCGAAAUCUCGUGCUUCCAAAACGACCAUACCUGACCAACAGACAAACGACCUGAUUUUUGUUGAUAAAAGUACUGUGGUUGCCCCGGAAGCUUCAACAAACCAGCAGCACGACACAAGUGUCAAAGGUAUCAUAGUAGAAGAUGGUCAACGGUCGCAACAUUCAGAAGUUGUCUUGAUGCCAACAAGAGAACUACAAGCAAUUCAACGCCUAGAGCCCAUAACAGAAUGUGAAGAGAAUUCCACAGAGCCGAAAAUGGACACUUUAACCGUUCCAAUAAACAAAUUAACGGCUCAAUUGAUUCAAGACACCAGCAAGAAAAUCGGUAACAGCAUCGAGUUAUUGCAUUGUCCUGACAUGUCGACAAUAUCAGCAUUUACGGAAAGAAGUCAUUUCAACACAAGAAGAGGAGUUGCAGCAGGAGCACCCGCGACAAAGCUUCUGACUCCCAACAUAACGGGUGAUGAAUUCACGGCAGUAACCCCUCUCGGAGUUGGAGACGUUUCCACUAUGGAAAUGACAACAAGUACAUUGACAGUUCCUCCUAAUUCCGUAAACAGUCAAUUCAUAUCAGGUAUCACCCCGAUGGAUAGCAUCCAAGAUGUUGAAUACCCCGAUGCUACGGCCGACUCAGUCUUUGAACGCGAUCUAUCCUACAUGCCACAACAUUGCCUUGAUCAAAUAUAUUAUACAAACUAUGGGACGGGACGCGUUUACCUGAAUAACAAUAGCAUGGUAACCAGUCCAGAAUAUGUUAAUGUGAAAUCAGACCCACCGCAACAAGUUUCUAAAGUUGGAAAUUCAGUUGAAAUUAGCGAUGGCCCUGGCCUCGACAGUGACUUUGGAGCAAGUGCCGGAAUCGAAAUGCGAAUAGUGUCGUCCGAUUUUUCUGGAGCAAAUACAACUUCUGCUAUGACUCAUCGUGACUUAGCUAACUCGCGUGAUCAGCAAAAAAAGAAAUCAAGGAACGAUCCAGCGGGAGCAAGAACAUUGCCAGCAAUUCAAGCACUGCCACCAAUGAAUACUAGUGAUCGUUUAUCAUAUGGUUUAAUUCUACGGGAACCCAUUGGUAAUCGACGUCCUGCUACUGUUGGGGGACCGGAGGGAAUUUUUCAUGUUACCAUGGAGUGGGAUCCGUAUGAUACAGAUUAUGGAAUGGCGCACUGGAGAGAGUAUUUCAUUCCUGGAGUGUCUUAUCCCCCACAGCCUUUGCUCUGUCAGGAGCAACACUGGCUUUGAUAACUUUCGAAGAGAUUUUUGUAUUUUGACAAAAUAUUUUCGCAUUGUCAUACUUUGUGAAAUAUAUUUUUUCAAGCGUUGCAAAUAGGAAUGAAAA